Molecule: messenger RNA, 3387 nt
Organism: Grus americana (Whooping crane)
Lineage: Eukaryota; Metazoa; Chordata; Aves; Gruiformes; Gruidae
Product: von Willebrand factor A domain-containing protein 5A-like
Exons: 17
Coding region: 205-2526 (773 amino acids)
Source: RefSeq, a predicted model, not a curated record
UCUGCCCGAACAUCUCUUGCUCUGUCCCUCCACCCCUCCUCCUCCUGUUCCCGUCUCUCAUCCGUCUGCCCCUUUCUCUCCGCCUUCCUCUUCCAUCUCUCCGUCAGUCCAUCUGAUUGCCAGUCGGUCCCUGCUGACUCUGGCCUUGAUUCUGCAACAGGAUCCUUUUUGCUGGGGAAGUGGCUCCGCAUACCCCUGCACACAAUGCCUCUGUGUAGUGUUGUGGUGGAUGUUGCUGUCCAGGAUUAUGUGGCUGACGUGGCCUCCGAACUCAUCUACCAGAACAAGAGUCAGAUCUCCACAGAAAUCCUCUUCGUCUUCCCCCUGAGCCCCCACAUCACCAUCUACUCCUUCCAGGCCCGCAGUGAGGAUGCCAAGGUCCAGGCCAUGCUGCGGGAUGAGGCCCAGCAGCUGCACAAGGCUACGGGGGGCUGGGAGAAUCUGGAAUACCUUCAGGAUCAGUCUGAGUACGCUGGCGAGGUGUUUGCCUGCUUCCUGGGCACCCUGUCCCCUGGCAGGGAGGUGGUUGUGACCUUGCGCUAUGUCCAAGAACUGCCACGGGAGCCAGAUGGAGCAGCCCAUUUUGUGCUGCCACCCACACUGCAUCCCUACACAAAACUCUACGCCUCGAAUUGUCUCACUAGCAAGCUGCCCUACAGCCUGCUGCUCACCGCCAGCCUGCAGUCACCCCGUGGAGUGGCCAAUGUCCAGGCCAACUUUACCCUCACCCCUCUGAUCUACACUGCCCAGGACCGCAGCGCUGCACAGGUCUCACUGGCUGGCAGCCCCCCAAGGCAUCAUGAUUUGGAGCUGCUGGUGUAUUUUGGAGACCCCACUGCAGUCAGUGCUGUGGUGGAGAAGGGAGACCCUGAGGCCCCUCCAGGCUCCCUGCUUGGUGACCCCAUGGUGCUGGUGACACUGGCACCCAGCAUCCCUGAAGCAGUGCCUGGGCAGCGCCAGUCCGGAGAGUUCAUCUUCCUCCUGGACACCACUUUUCUUGGGCAUGGACAGGACUCCCUGCUCUUCCUUCUCAAAAGCCUGCCCCUAGGCUGCUACUUCAACAUCUACUGCUAUGGAGAAACCUCUGUGGGCAUCUAUCCGCAAAGUGUUGAAUACACUCAGGACAACCUGGCCGAGGCCAUGCGGCGCAUCCCCUCCACCGGCUCCAGUCUGGGUGACACCAAUCUGCUGGGAACCCUCCGCUCAAUCUACAAUACCCCCCGCCCCCACGGGCAUACACGCCAGCUCUUCAUCUUCAUGGCUGCGCUACCCCCUGACAAGGAAGCCAUUGCAGCUGAGGUCUGCCGUCACCGCAACAGUCACCGGUGUUUCUCCUUCUGCUUCUCUAAGGACAGCGCUGCCCUGGCUACAGCCCUGGCCAGGGAAACAGGAGGUGAAGCUACCUAUGUCUCCUCUGACAACAGUAUGACAGUCGUGGUGCUGCAGUGCCUGAAGCAGGCCCUCAAGCCAGCAGCUGAAGGAGUCUCUCUGAGCUGGGCCCUGCCCCAUGGCCUGGAGGUUGAGGUGCUGGGGGGCACCCCUCAGUUCAUCUUUCAGGGGCAACACAGCCUCCUCUACGCCCGGAUCCACGGACAGGCACAGGAUGCGACAGUGGCCAAGGGGGUCAUGACCUUGCAGUACAGCCUGGACGGCCAGGAUGUCACUCACACCAUUGAAUUCCCACUGUGCCCACAAGGAGAUGGCCGGCUGGCUGGGCAUCGUCUGGCCGCGAGAUGCUUGCUGAAGUGGUUGUUGCCAGAGGCUGCGAGUGGGUCAGGGGAUGAACCAAGGCAUCGCGCGGUUGAGAUCAGCCUCACUUCAGGGAUCAUCUGCCCCUUUACCAGCUAUGUGGGGGUUCGCACAUCACAGAGGGUCACCUGGUACCGAGGGCCCCUGGCACUGUUGCCACCCCGCCAGUCACUCAUGCCCUGCCAGAUCGUUGAGCUUCAUGGCUCCAGGAAAGUCUCUUCCUGCUAUCCCAUGAGCACCUGGGUCCCACCUGGCUGGCUGACAGCAGUGUGUGCAUCGUGGCUUGCCCUCCGUCAACUCACCCAUGCCAUUGCUGUCCUGCCCCAGCGGGGUGCUUGCCCAAAAGCACGUAAACCACCACCACCACCUAUUUCUUCUCUCAACUAUGUGGAUCCCAUGGAAUUUGUUUUGUGCUCUCCAGUUUUGGGGCUUUGGUCUACCAAAGCCAUUGCUGAGUGCCAGGAGCUGGUGGCAUUGCAGAAUGUAGAUGGCUCCUGGGCUCUCAGCUCAGGACUGGCCUCUGUGCUGGAAGUCGAUGAGGCCGAAAUCAAGGGAAAGAUGCCUGGUGAGGUCAUGGAGCCAAGCAUCUGGGCUACAGUGCUGGCCGUGACCUGGCUGCACAGACAUGACAAGUGUUACCAAGACCUCUGUGAGCUGCUGGAGGCCAAGGCUGUGACCUGGCUGUGCAGUCGAGCUGUGUCCCAGCUGGACAAGUGCCUGGAGGCAGCCAACACCCUCCUUGGGAGCAGCGUCAAGCUGAGUGUCUUCAGGCUCUGAGCUCAACACAUGCCUUGUGCUACAGACCGGCGGCACCUGCAGAGCUAAAAAAGGCCACAAAGUGUAGCCUAACCUCACCUACUGUGCUGGGAUACCACUGUUGCUACCAGCUGGGGUCUUACAUUACAGAUGAAUUCUCUUAUGUCUUAUAGUAGUCGGGCUGAACCUGUAUCAUGCUGAACUCCUCAAGAGAAAACCUCUAGUUCAGAGCCUCCAGUGUGCUUGGUUUGGGUGGAGGUGGGAGGGGGAAGGAAGCAUCACAUUCCCCAGUGGUUGCUCUUCCUAAAUUCGGCUUUGGCAAAAUGUCUACUGGCCUCCACAAAGAUGGCACUUAGGGACAUGGUUUAGUGGUGGAUUUGGUAGUGUUAGGUUAACAGUUGGACUCGAUGAUCUUAAGGGUCUUUUCCAGCCUAAGUGAUUCUGUCAUUCUAUGGUUUCUGUCUUGAUAAGAGAGUGCUGUGCACCCUAGAGAAGAUGAGUGUUUAGAGGUGUCAACAGCAGGCACAAUAGCAGUGGCUCCCAAUGAAGGACUCCUACUGCACCCCACUUGCUGACCUCUUUGUUUUACCCCAGAAGUCCAGGUUGUGUCGGGAACUCCCAUAUCUGCAUUGCCAUGUAAACCAAUCAUUCUGGAAGUAAAACUCUCAUCAACAGACCCAGACCAUCAUAAUGUCCAAGAGAACUCGUGGGGAGAGAUUGAUUUGAAAACUGUCAGCAUGUUGAAGGUGGAACUGAAGGAGCUUUUGAUUAGCAAACCAGUCAUGCAAUGUACUCCCUCCUGCCCCAGGGCCUUGAAUUCAUGGGUCUCAUUCCAUGUUGGCAAAGUCUCUGAUUCAUUUUCCAAUAAACAGUGUAUCUUCU